Messenger RNA from Labrus mixtus (cuckoo wrasse), 6572 nucleotides. RefSeq names its product GRAM domain-containing protein 4-like. Gene Ontology annotation, biological process: negative regulation of toll-like receptor 9 signaling pathway; apoptotic process. NCBI's taxonomy places the organism in Eukaryota, Metazoa, Chordata, Actinopteri, Labriformes, Labridae. The transcript is spliced from 20 exons. The coding region runs from base 259 to 2025 and encodes 588 amino acids. The record is from RefSeq and is a predicted model, not a curated record.
UAGCAACCCCGCCCACAGCAGUGAUUAUUGUGUCAGGUAUUGAGAAACUCGGUCGGGUUUACCUCUUUUUUUAACCCUCAAGAUCUUUGUGAAUUGUUGGGAACGGUUGGAAGUGGAUUUGACCCGGGUUUGGAGCGGGUUUGUAACGGAUCCGGACCGCUGGGAAAACAGAGAAGGAGGGAAAGUUUGCUUCAGCUUUAUGCUCACGCGCCAACAUCAGUCAUGUUCAGGUAGAGAUCGACUCAACAGCGCCCAACCAUGCGGAGGCAUCUAGACAGGAUCCGGUUCCGAGGCCAGAGACGAGACGAGUUCCAGGAUCUGGCCGAGUCUCCAAACACGUCCGACACAGAAAGCGCAGACGAUGUCGGGCUUAAGCCUCAAGCCUCCAUCAUAGAGUCUGUGGAGCUGAGGGAUGUGGAGGGCGAGCAGCAGAGUGACGCUCAGGCUGGUCCGGGCUCAUUUUCUGCAGCUCUCCAAGAUGACACCAAGACAGAUCUCAACGAAGUCAAAGGUCACCUAGAAAUCGCCUUGUUAGAGAAACAUUUCUUACAGGAGGAGCUUAAAAAACUUAAAGAAGAGUCCAACGUGGACUCGCUGAGGCAGGAGCUGGAGAAGGAACGCAGCAGAUGUCUCGAGCUGGAGCAGAAGGUGAACGACGUCCUGAGAUCCAGCCUUGAAGACUCGCCGCCUCUGGCACCCAGAGCCCCGCCCCCUCCUCCACCUGCAGUCAGCAGCACAGACAAACAGAAGGACACUUUGUCCGACAGCUGCCUGAAAUGGCUCUACGACCGUUACGGCGUUUACAUCGAGGAUUUCCGAUUCCAGCAGGAGGAGCAUACGGUGGAGACGGAGGAGCCGCUGAGUGCCAAGAGGUUGACUGAAAAUAUGAGACGUCUCAAACGAGGAUUCAAACCUGUGACAAACUUCAUGAGGAAUCUUUCUGCCUUAUCCAGCUGGUACUCCGUCUACACAUCGGCCAUCGCCUUCAUCGUCUACAUGUACGCAGCGUGUAACGGCUGGGCCAUCCCCAUGUUCCUGUUCCUUGCCAUCCUCCGCCUCUCUUUAAAUUAUCUCAUCGCCAGGGGCUGGAGGAUCCAGUGGAGUAUUGUACCUGAAGUCUCCGAGCCCGUGGAGCCGCCUAAGGAGGACCUGACCGUGUCUGAGAAGUUCCAGCUGGUUCUGGACGUCGCUCAGAAAGCUCAGAAUCUGUUCGGGAGGAUGGCUAACAUCCUGGAGAAAAUAAAGAAUUUGUUCAUGUGGGUUCAGCCAGAGUUGACCCAGAAGCUGUACAUUGGUCUGUGGGUGGCCUUCAUCUCCUCCUGCCUGCUGCCGUACAAACUGCUGGGAUUCAUCAUGGGUGUGUACGCAGGUAUAAAGUUCUUCAUCAUCGACUUCAUCUUCAAGAGUUGUCCGAAGCUGAGGCAGCGCUUCGACACCCCCUUCAUCAUCUGGACCAAUUUACCCACCGACCUGCAGCUGAAGGAGCGCAGCAGCAUCACCAUGAGCAGACGGGUAACCGCCACGGGAGGUCGUGGCAGUCUCGGCGCCGCAGCACCUCUGGGUGUCGGCCGCGACGAGGACGGAGGGCGAAACUACAGCACCAAGAGAGGAGCUUUUCAUGAAGUCUUCAGCCUGCCGGAGAGUGAGCACCCUCUGUCAGUGUGCGAGAACGGCUGGCGCUGCUGCCUCAUUAACAGAGACAGGAAAACACCGACUGACUACAUUCGCAACGGUGUCCUCUACGUCACAGAGAGCUAUCUGUGUUUUGAGAGCUCCAGCUCCCGGUCGGGAUCGUCCAAGAGGAACAAAGUCAUCAAACUCAUGGAAAUUACAGACAUCCAGAAGUACAAAGUCUUGUCUGUGUUACCUGGAUCUGGGAUGGGGAUCUCCAUAGCAACACCAUCCACGCAAAAGCCGAUGGUGUUCGGCGCCAUGAUCCACAGGGACGAGGCCUUCGACGCCAUCAACACUCAGUACACGAAGAUCAACGGCAUGGCAACAGCCGACGACCCAGAGACACAGUAAAAAAAAAACUCAAGAAAACAAAGAAAUCACAAGAAAUCAGCCUACACACACACACACACACACACACACACACACACACACACACACACACACACACACACACACAGAAACUUUAACCCUUCACCCACCAGGAAACAUCUUCAAACUGCUUGAUGAAGGGCUUCAAAUCUCCGAUUGUUACGACACCAGUGAACACAUCAAACCAAUGAUUUGAUGACGUCAUCAGCCAAACAAUGCCAAAUCUGAGAGUGAGUUUUCAGUUAAUUCUCACAUUAAUGGCUGGAAACAUAACAAAUAAAGUCCAGUGAAAACACGUGAUCAAUUCAACAUAAAGUAACCGGUACAUCUCCGCUGCGUUAAAACAGUCGGUGUAGGACUCAUGACGUACUCACCACUCUGCAGAAAUCACUAAUGCUGUUCCUACUGUUGUUGCUUCCACUCUGCCGUUUUAUAGUCCCCGUCGAGCACCAACUCUUGAAACUUAAUUCUUGCACAAACGCUUCAUCUUCAAAGUCUUCCAAGGGCACAACCCCUCCCUAACUUGGACGGCUCGUUAUGUUCUUCUCCUCCGCUUAACGUUAACAAAAAAACACGGGAUAGUUCGCCGCACAAUGUAUUAGCCCUGAAAUGAUGAAUAGAUUAGCAGAAAUUUAACCGACGACACACAUUAUAAAGUAUUACUCCUUUAAGUAACAUUUUAAUCCAACUCCCAAACGUUUGAGUCUGCUGCUUUUCUCUGUCGUUUCUAUUUAAGAUGAAUAUCUUCAAGUUUGGGAGCGUUGGUUGGCGGGAACAAAACGUUAUAAUGAUGACGUCAUCUUUUUAACCCCUUAUAAUUGUGACUGAUGUUUUUGUUUUGUUAUAAAUAUGAUUAUUGAGACAAUAAAAAGACAGCAUUUUACUCAAACAGUUCAGGCUGGCUACACUGGACGAUUUUCAAAUCUUGACCAAUUUUUUUAAACGUGGGAGAGGACAGAUUCAACCGAUUUCUAACGUCAUAGUCCACUAGACCAGCGGACCCAAAAGUGGGUAGCUUAGCCGUUUUCAGAAGGUCGCAAAAGUGCCUGGGGAAAAUGUGUGCCUCUUUGUUCCGUCACACGUUUUGUACCAUCUGAGGUCCAAACUGCACCUUUUUUAUUAGACAAAUCUCAUUGGCUGAAAAAAUAUCAGAAAUUUUGGUUGAAGUUUUCUCAUUAAGGAGUAAUGAGUCCUGAAUCUAGACCAGUUGAGAACCAGCGUUCUGUUUUGUACUCGUGUUGUUUCUAUAAUUCCAUAAGCUGGUCUCUUUUUUCAAUAUUCCACUCGGCUUGGUGCACAGUUGUGUUUGUGAGCUGUAAAAGUUGGUGACACUUCCCGGUCGGCUCGCUCUCAUUGGCUAUUGCUGGUAUUCAGUCAGAGGCAGCUUGAUCUGGAAUCAUAAAUUUUAAACAUAUUUGGUCAGGCUGCGACUUUUUUUGGAGCAGUAAAAUGAUCGCAUUGACACCGCACACUUAAUCCGCACAGGAUUAUUUGGACAAAUAAUCGUUAAACCUUGAAUCAGGCCUUGAAUCUUCUAGUGUGUAGCCAGCUUUAGAGAACGUAGGAGACACUUGCAUCAAACUAUGCAGCCUGUCUUGCUUUCCUGGUGGUUUUAAAGCCUUUAUGAAAAUGUAAGACUUUGGCGACUAUUAGUGGACAUCUUAAAAAUUACAGUUUGUCCCCGCUGUAUCCAGCAAUCAUACCAAAACACAAAGACCAUGUGUCAAUUUGUCUACAGUGUUUUCCGUUUUGUGUCGACUGACAUUUCAAAACUUAAAAUAUUCCUGUUCAAAUUAUUUAAGACGGAGAAAAGAAGCAAAUUCUUAUAUUAGAAUAUUUUGAAUUGAAUUUGUUUUUUACAGUGUAACGAGCAGUUAAACACGUUUAAACGUCAUUAUUUGCAUUAGUGUCUUCAGGGAAAUGUAAAAACUUCAGUGUCUGUAUUUACUGAGCAGUUAAGCCUUACAGUCUGUUAAUAUUACAAAAUGUUGUUCUUUAUAUGGUGGAAAAUAUUUCUCUUCAGUAUGAAUGUCCUAAAACUAGCUUGUGUGCAACAUUUGAUGUAGCAUUAAAUCACAAAUUAACCACAGUGGUUAGCACAUUUUCUUUCUUUGCUUAAAAAGCUAAAGCUACGCUAUCACAACCUGUACUACUGUUUGGUUUCUAUCACAGUUAAUUCAGCUUUUUCCAAAAUGUCUCUCAACUUUAGCUUUCCUAGUGGCUAAUGUAGCUAAAGCUAAAUACUAACAAAACAAUGAUGUAAAAUUUGAGAUUUUAACAGCACUUUUACCUUACAGGUGUUCGUUGUUUUCGUUGUCAAUCAGCUAAGGGGAUAAAAAAAGAGCUAAUUGUUACGUGAUGUGUUCAUAUUGUAAUUUCCCUUCUUGACUUCUUUAAGCCUAGCUAAUCGGCUAAAGCUAAACUAGCCAGACAACAGAAGAAAGUGCUGAGAAGUUUUUGUUUUCUAGCUUUCAGUUUUAAAUUUCACAGAGCUCAAAGGUGACAAAAAACAACUGAUUGGUUCACAGAAAAAAAAAAACAGGUUUUGCCUUUUAAAGGAAGAGUGUGCGAGUAAAUGAGUGAGAAGCGAGAGUCCCGCUGACUGUGUUGUUGUCGGAGCUUGUUUACAUGGACGGGAUGGCCUUGCGUAUUAAGCUGUUUUAGUCGAGGACUAGAGAAAAGAAUAAGAACAUACUCACUGCUUAUUUUAAUAUCACGUAAGCGUUUUUACAUCAUGGUCGUUCUUUGUCAAUUUAUAUGCAAAGUGAAGCUACUAGCUAACUAAGGUGUGCUAACAUUAUCCUGCUAACACAACACUGCAGGCCACAGGCAAUUGUGGCUCAAGCUAAGGACAAUUUUAUGCGAGCGCGAGGGGAGAGGGGUUGAAGGUGUGUCGCUGGAGGAGAGCGGAGGCUUCAGAAUAGCGGCCGUGUUGCCAAACAGAAGUUUGUUUUGGUUUAGUGCUGGCAUCUACUGGAUCAAAAAGUCGCACAUUCUUCCUUUAAAUUAAAAAGAAUUGCUCUCAAAUUGUCAGUCUGGUUAAAAUGAGCCUUCUGGUGUUGAAAUGUUUAUUUAAAAUCUGAUGUGCUGUUUUCCUUUAAGUCCCACCAUUCAUCAACAUCAGUGUGAUUUUUGUUGUAAUUUUUACAAAUGUAAAGUCUGACACUGGAUUAGGCUAAAGAGCAGCUAUGGAGUUUUUAAAGUGUGUCUGUAACUUUGUUUUUUUGUCUGUUUCUCACAGGAAAUGAGUGUACUAAUAGUCGGCCCUAAGUAUGGAAGCCCUAAGAGGAUUUAACUCCAUUUUCCAGUAAGGAGUACUUUUCGAUUGGUUACUCGAGGUCUCGACUUAAUUAUCUUGUUUACUCCGGAUAAUCAACGCUGGUCGUCCCGUGAUAGCUUGUUGAAUUUAGUUUUCUCUAAAUCUCAAGACAUAAACUCAUCCUCGAGGGAAAAUCAGGAUUUUCUCAGGAUAACGACAAUAAAUGGUUUGAGAUCUUGAGAAAACGAAUGGAAAUAAUUCCUUAUUGCAGUAAAACAGAGUAAAAUAAAAUGCAUCCGCCUUCAGCGUAAAAGAACGCUGUGUCCUAUAUAUUAUAUACCGGUGCGACCAAUAUACCAGUAUAAAAUACUGACACACGCACCGCCAUGACCACUAGUGCAGCUGCCACAGUCACAUAUUAAACAAGACCGGACACUAUUGAGAAUUUGGCCCCAUUCAUUGUGUAUUUCAAAAAGAAACUGCACGAUUUGGACUUUAUUCAAUACUGUGGAAAUCAUCACGCCGUUUAAGACCGUUUAAACUUUUCGUUUUUAUGGAAGUCGCCCAAAAACUCUGUCCUUAAUUACCAGUGCCACAUAUAAUCUGGAUGUUAUGGUUUGUCUGCUUAGGGCUUCCGUACCUAAGGUUGUAACACCAGCAUUUGUCGCAUUCAAAUCCCAUCAUCUCUCCUUUUGUAAGGAAAUUUCUUAAAUUUACAUCCUGACCAUUAACACCCAUUAAAAUGAAGAGUUCUUUUAAUGAGUAGAUGAUAAGAUAGACUUCUUCUAACCACCAUCGGCACAUCAAACAUCUGAGACAUUGGUUUGUUUUCUUCUCAAGUCCACAAAAUUCUUCAUCACUUUGUUUUUAAAAACACAGUGUUGGUAAAUCUUUGUCACUGUUCAGAUUCUGCCACACAAAGCUCUUUUGUUGCCAAAUGUUUUUGUUAUACAAAAAGUUCUAAGUGUUAAAUUUUUUUUGCAGUAUUGAUGCCAGUUGUUUACGCCAUGUUGCCUCAUUCAGACUUUUGUAGUUUUAAUGUCUUUGAUUCAGCUCCUAAUCCUCAUCAUGUAGUUGUAGUUGAUCCGGUUUUAAUUUGGUCCUGUUUAAAAACCUGUGAGCAUUUCUCUAUGUUGUGUUUUUCGGAUGUAAGGGUUUUAUAAAAUGGUGUCAUUGUACGACUGGUGUAAUAUUUUUAACUGAAAUAAUUUCCGUUGUAAUUAUGUGAUUUUGAUUUUUUAUUUAAGUAAAAUCAAAUGUCAAACCUCAA